Molecule: messenger RNA, 2898 nt
Organism: Pomacea canaliculata
Lineage: Eukaryota; Metazoa; Mollusca; Gastropoda; Architaenioglossa; Ampullariidae
Product: Duffy receptor-like
Exons: 3
Coding region: 32-1246 (404 amino acids)
Source: RefSeq, a predicted model, not a curated record
AGCAGCGACAGAAAGUAAAGAACGGUUAAAUAUGGUGGAUUCAGGACAAGCCAACAAACAAACUGAGCAAGGCUCUAACAAUAGUGUAGCUGCUUCUGGUUCGAAUCCAAGAGUAGGGGACACAGGACAAAGUACAAAAGUGAAAGCUGGAAGUAAAGAACAAAUAAAUAUUGCAAAUUCAGGAAAAGACUUCGUAGAUUCUGAUAAAGUGUCUAAAGCAAAUGUAGAUAAUUUUGGUUCAAAUCCAAGUAAAAGUGACAGUUCUGUUAGUGGAAAAAAGAUCGGAGAACAACAUUCUCCACGACAAAAAUUUCAGCAUACGAACGAUGAUUCUUCUAAUACGCACACGACUGUUCCACUCACUGUCACCAACCCCUCUAACAGCAACAAGAGUCUCAACAUGGCUUCCAGUCAGAAAGGACAGGUGACCUCUGACUCCAAUCAAGAAAAGAAGAUGAAUCCAAACCUAAGAAGUACAGCCACAAAAGACACAAAAGAAACUCCAACUAAAAUCUUGGUACCGAAGUCCAAUACAGGCUCAGGUCCCACUAACACAGCAGAUACAAGGGAUACAAACAUUGCUGCCAAUCCUAACUCUUCGUCAAAACCCGGGGCUGAUGGCCGCCAAAAGGAAAACAUUCCGGUGAGAACAGAUUCGACUGUCGCAAGGACAGACACGACCAGUGCAGCAGACGGACGAUUCCUCACUACACGUGCAAGCAGUGUUGAGAAAGGACGAGUCGGCAAAGAUCCAAAAGCAAAUGGUGACAACAUUAAAACUAACAGCAGUGCCACGACUGUGAACCGAAAGCAGAAGCGGAAGCCGCCUCGGAGACAUGCGCAGAGCGAGGAGGAGAAGAAGGCGCAGAUGGAGAAGCAAUACCAACACAUGUUUGGCGCCAAGUCUGACAAAACUCGUCUGGUGGUUCCUAAGAUGGAGGGAAUCGAUACUGUCAUCAUUAAGGAACUGGACAAGGAAGGUCGUACGCGCACCAAGAAGAAGGACGUGAAGGAUGUGGUCAGAGAGGCCAAGGAGGUGGCCAACACCGCCAGUGGGUCCGACCCUUUGGCGACCACCACGGACAUCGGCCUCGGCCACCAGCAGCGUCCUGCUUCGGCUGAUACUCUCGACUUUGAUGAUGAGGAUGACAACGAUGAAGACGACGAAGACCUCUUUGAACUAGUUCGCAGGAAAUACAACCUCCAGAUCGACAGUGAUGAGGACGACGUGGAUGUCAAACGAUAAGGCGGCUGCUGUCAUUUUAUUUUUCUGACAUUCUGUGUGCAGCUGCCGUCAGGUAUGUGACGUCACGUUACUGACAUUCUGUGUGCAGCUGCCGUCAGGUGUUUGACGUCACGUUACUGACAUUCUGUGUACAGCUGCCGUCAGGUAUUUGACGUCAUUUUACGUCAUUAUGUGCAGCUGCUGGAUUACUUUGUCACGUAGCAGGCGAUGUGGAGACAGAUAUCACAACGAAAGACACGUCACGGCCGAAACGGUGGACGUGACGUUGACUGCAAUAUCUCAGUGAGAGAGAAAUUACUGUGGUUAAUUGCAACUUGUAUCACAGAAUAAUUAAUUCAAAAUGGCGGACACCCCUGAAGUGACAUAACAAGUGGUCGUAACAUUUGUUGGUGUCUCGAAACUCGUGGCUACAAAUGUAGUCGGAGCACAACGAAAAGCAUGUCACAAGUGACACGUCACACGCCUUGUGUACGGAGACUGGUGUUUAUGUUUUUAUAAUGAAGUGACAUAAACUCAGUCAGCUCUGACCAGUCUAAACACAACCACAGACUUGUGAUUGGUUCCUCAGGAGCUCUAUGCAAAAGACAAACAAAAUUGUCAAAAUACGUGUGAGAGAUUCUUUCUAUCACAUGUAACAGGGUCAAAGGUGCUCCUGCUCUCAACCUUCUCACCAGAUGCAUUGCAAUUUUGAGGUUUGAGACAUUAGGGCAAUUAUUUUACAACGUUUAUAAACAUCUGAAUUCAGUAUAAUGUAACAAAUCUUUGCUGACUCUAUUAACGAUGGCAAAGAGAAACAGCUUGAAACAAACUUUCUGAUCUUGUUUAUACAACAGUUCUUCCAGUUUCAUGCACACCUUAAAUUUGGACAAUAUACUUUUACAUAGUCAUAGAAAAGGACUAAAAAUAUUAAAAAUUUUGUUCUAGAUUCAGAUUCAGACAUCCUCUGAUUAUUGAGUGGUAAUAAUGUGGACACAGGAACAUUUUUUCUUUCUGUCCCUUAAUUACCGACAUUCAUCAUCAUCGGCCUGAGGUACAUAACUGCCACGCUUGCCUUCUUCGUAUCAAAGGACAUCAGUAACUUCAAAGAAAGCAUUUCAUGUUUACCCAUUAUCUUUUUUCACUCAAAAUGUCUCCUGCCUGCCUCUGUCUGUUUGUCUUUCUGUUUAAUUGAUUGACAUCUAGAGAAUUAAAAGUAUCAUAAAGUACAUGACAAGAGAAGAUAAUUGACAUUUCUCACCACUCAUGUCCCACUCCCUUGUUAGCACCUGUCAACAAUACAGUGAAGGUUGGCUGUCCUGGUUCAGCUCUCGUUCGGGCACGGUUCUUUCUCUGCAUGUAGCAUCUGGGGAGGACACACUAACCGACAGAUGGACGCUGACGUCAUCACGGAGGAUGUGAUCAAUCAGCGCCAUGUCUGCAGCAUCUGUGAUGUUGACUACAAAGCACGCGGCUGUCGGGCAGCUUUCAAGUUUCAUUAAGACAGACACUUUUAUUAAGACUUGCGGACCAAGCUGUCCAGUGUUUGACCCACCCGACCACCACCAACAUCAACACACGUCUAAAAUUAACCGAAAUACCCGUUCACCUGUUUCCUCACCUGAGUCUCUCCCUGCCACCAGUCAUUGUAAUGACGAAUAUCCUUAAAAUUUUGG